Molecule: messenger RNA, 13614 nt
Organism: Nothobranchius furzeri (turquoise killifish)
Lineage: Eukaryota; Metazoa; Chordata; Actinopteri; Cyprinodontiformes; Nothobranchiidae
Product: neural-cadherin
Biological process (GO): cell-cell junction assembly; adherens junction organization; cell-cell adhesion mediated by cadherin
Cellular component (GO): catenin complex; plasma membrane; adherens junction
Molecular function (GO): cadherin binding; calcium ion binding
Source: RefSeq, a predicted model, not a curated record
CGUUACUCUAUUCUAUCCUCCGAUGGAGUCAUCCAGACACAGAGGGACUAUUUUGGGCAACAUCAGCAUCUCCUACACAGAAAAGAUCUGACAAAACUAAUAAAUAUUUUACUUUUUUUUUCAUGCAUAACUUUGAUUCAUGUUUUUUUUAUUUUCAUUAUAUUUUGGAGGACCAUUUGGAGAAAAAAAAGAAUUUUCUUUGUGCGUAAUAGUCUAUUUUGAUUGAAUGAAUGACGUGGAGCUGACUGGUGGCAUCACCUACUCAUUUUUUCCCCUAGAUAGACUUUUAAUCUCUUCCAUGACAAGAGAUCUGACUCUUUAAGCAUUUUUGAGGGAAAACUACGAAAUAUUUGAACCAGCUUUCUGUAAAAGACGCGUCCAUUCCUUUUUCUGGCGGACACUUUGCUGUAAGAAGCAAAACGACUUUAAUGGAAACAUGACCAAAGCUGCGGAAGAGCCGGUUCUCCUGAAUGUCCUCCACUUGCUCCCGCUGCUUCUGCUCCAUGUCGCACCGGUGUGUCUCUCUGCUCAGCACGGGCGUCCGGCGCGCUACUCCGGGCACAUAGCCGAGAAUUCCCCGGCUGGGACGCCGGUGGAAGGGGUCAGAAUCCCGCUUCUGAUCGCUGGCUGCCCUGGUGCGGAUCCUGACCAGAGCCUGUCUGGAAAUUACGCUUCGGAUUUUAAACUCGUGUACAACAAUGAACACCUGAAUCACCUGGUUCUGGUCUCCGCGAAGCCUUUGGACCGAGAGUUUAUAGCGAUGUAUGAACUAAAGGUUGAGCUGUCGCCGAGGUGUCAAAGGAGACCGGCAGCCAUCCAGGUGGAGGUGUCGGACAUGAACGACAAUAUACCCCGGUUCACUUUCGGGAAUAAGACCGUCCAAGUAGACGAGUUGACUCCUCUUGGGACAGAAUUGGCUCGCUUUGACGCAAAAGACGGAGACGCACAGAGAAACGGACGUGUAACUUUUUACGCGUCACCUGAGUCCAACCUGCUCCACGUGGUUCCACAGACCGGACAGGUGCGGCUCGUGGGAUCCCUCCUGGGGGUCAGCCAAGUGAUUCUACGUCUGUACGUGAAGGACGGCGGAGAUGUGACGCUGAUAGGUGAGCCCGUUUACCUGAGCGUCAGCGUCCGGAACUCCAGCCGAGCGCGGCGCAGGGUCCGAGCUCUGUCCGAGGAUCUGACCUACUCGGUGACCGUUCCAGACCACAUCAGAGUCGGGGAUCUGGUGUUCACGGUACCGGACCAGAAGUUCGAGCAGCGGUGGUUCGAAGUGAUAUCCGAGGCAGACUCGCCUGUUCAGAUUGAAAGGGACUCCGGGCGUUUGUACUUGGCGCGCGACCUACGGGAGCCUGCGGAGGUGGUGGUGAAGAUCCAGAACCUCAGAGGUGAUGAGUGGUACCUGUGCAGGUUGACUCUGAGCACGCCCAGCCAGGCUGACUUGCAGUGGGCGAUGUUUCCAUCACCUUUCCUGGCCACCAUCAGUCCUGAUGCCUCUCCUAGUUCAGUAGUCUAUCGACUAUCGGCACGGCAACGAGACGGCACACUGGAACAGGCCCAGUUCCUUUUACUGGAUGGUGGUGAGGACUGCUUUGAGGUGGACCGUCGCUCUGGCAUGAUUAAGAUCACAGGACGACCUCUGACUCCAAGCAGAGAGUAUCUGCUGCGAGUCCAGGCAGUAGACGGUCGAGGACGUAAAGGCCCUCCAGCCACCGUUUUCAUCCUUGCCGGAUACCGACCUCCACAAUUCACCAACUCCACCUACAGCCUGAAUGUGCCAGAGGACACACCUGUUGGCCAAUCAGUUGCUGUGGUUCAGGCCAUCUCCUUCCAGAAGAAGAGUCUAUCCUACAUGCUGCUGGUUAAUCCUGGAAAUCUGUUCAGCAUCAACCAGGAGAGCGGAGCUGUCAGCCUCACCAGAACCGUGGACUACGAGAGCGGACACAACCUCCAUAAUCUGCAGGUCCGAGCCUCGGAAGCUGACACGGGACUCAGCAGUGUGGCAGAGGUCGUUGUUCAUAUAAUGGAUAAGAACGACUGCACUCCGGAGUUCCUUCACUCCAUCUACACCAGGGAUAACAUUCCGGAGAGUGUCGCACCUGGAACCUCACUGCUCCAAGUUCUGGCUCGCGACUGUGACUCAGGCGUGAACUCGGAGCUCUCUUACUUCAUUCCAAGUGGAGACUUUGACAUCACAUCAGAGGGUGUGGUCAGCCCCGCCCGUCGCCUCAACUACGAGCGACCCAAUCACAUCUACGAGUUUGUUGUCGUUGCCGUGGAUUCGGGAGCACCUCCUCGCACCGGGACCGCCUCCGUCCGCGUCCGUGUUGCCAAUAGCAACGACGAGGCUCCGGUUUUCUCCCAGAGCGUCUACAAGACCUUCCUCAGUGAGGACGCUGGUCCGGACACACUGGUUGCUAUAGUUCACGCCAAUGACCCCGAUGGAGAUGGCGUGUCUUACGCCAUCACCGGCGGCAAUGAGGACAGCAACUUCCAGCUGGACAACCAGAAAGGCAUCAUUAAGCUGCGACGUAGUCCCCCUCCGAGACUCCGGGGUCCCCAGUACGUCCUCAACAUCACUGCCACUGAUGACAAUGCUUCUGGAGGUCCGUAUCCACUCAGCAGCUCUGCACAGGUCAUCGUUGGGAUCAAUGACAUCAACAACAACAAGCCGAUAUUUAAGGAGUGUCAGAACUACAAUGCAGCAGUGCUGGAAAACCAGCUACCAGGGGCGUUUGUCCUGCAGGUUCAGGCCCACGAUGCUGACAUGGGGGUCAACGGAGAGGUUAAAUACGGCAUCAUGCACAGGGACGGAGUCUCAUCCGGGUUCGAGAUCGACACUGACACCGGUGUGAUCACAACAGCGGUGAGUUUUGACCGGGAGCGCCAAAGGGAGUUCACACUUUCCGUGACAGCUACCGAUCAGGCUGAGGAGCCGCUCAUCGGAAUCUGCCAGAUCACAGUGCUGAUCUUAGAUGAAAACGACAACGACCCCAAGUUUGAAAACAGCCGAUACCAAUACUUCCUGAGAGAAGACACACCAGUAGGAACUAGUUUCCUGCGAGCAGCAGCCCAUGAUGACGACCAGGGGAGCAACUCGGCCAUAUCCUACUCGCUGUCAUAUCAGAAACAGUCUUACCUACAAAUCAACCCCAGUACUGGUUGGAUUUAUGUCAAUCACCCCAUCUCACAGACUUCGAGGAUUAACCAGCAGAUCGUGGCUUCAGAUGGAGGAAGCCGCAGCAGUUCUGUCGAACUAACUGUCAUCAUCACCAAUGUCCACAACCAGCCACCACAGUGGGAGCAGCUGGAAUAUUGGGUCACCGUGCCAGAAAACACCAUCCGAGAUGCCAAAAUAGUGACCAUCAAGGCGACGUCUCCGCUGGGUGACCCACGUGUGACCUAUAACCUAGAAGAGGGUCAGGUGCCUGAGACCAACAUGCCGGUGCGAUUCUACAUCAAACCAAACCGGGCUGAUGGGUCAGCGUCCAUCCUGGUGGCCGAGAACCUCGACUAUGAGACGACCCGUUUCUUCACUCUGAGGAUUCGUGUGCAGAAUGUUGCCGCCGUGCCUCUUGCCUCCUUCACCACCGUCUAUGUAAAUGUGACAGAUGUCAACGACAAUGUUCCUUUCUUCCUGUCCUCCACCUACGAGGCCACGGUUCCUGAAGGAGCCCAGAUUGGCACGUCGGUAGCUCUGGUGUCGGCGACAGACCUGGACUCUGGUCUGCAUGGAAUGAUCCACUAUGUGAUCCUGAAGGAUGAGAGCGGGGACUCUCAGUACUUCAGCAUCGACUCACGCAGCGGCGUCAUCAUCACACGUGCUUCUUUUGACCGGGAGCAGAAAGCCUCCUACUUGAUCGAGGUGCAGUCGCAGGAUGGCUCAGAGUCCGCCCGACCAGGCCAGCAAGGCCAGCUGAAUACAGACACGGCGUACGUCAGGAUCUUCGUCACUGACGUCAAUGACAACGCGCCGGCGUUUGCUCAGCCGGUGUACGAAGUGAGCGUGGAGGAGGACAAGGAGGUCGGCUUCGUCCUCAUCACGGUCACGGCCAACGAUGAAGAUGAAGGUGCCAAUGCAAAGCUGCGCUACCAGAUCACCUCUGGAAACAGCAUGGGGACGUUCGACGUGGAGCCGGAGGUGGGCACUAUCUUUGUGGCUCAGCCUCUAGACUAUGAGAUGGAGCAACGCUACGAGCUCCGGCUUGUUGCUUCGGACGGGAAGUGGGAAAACGAGACGUUGGUGGUGGUUCAAGUGGUCAACCGCAACGAUGAGGCGCCAGUUUUCAGCCAGACUGAGUAUCUCGCCACGGUGAUGGAGGAGCUCACCCAGCUUCCUGUGUUCAUCCUGGAGGUCUCAGCUACAGAUCCAGAUCAGGAAGCCGACCAGUCCGCCCUCCGCUACUCCCUCCACGGUCAGGGUGCUGGUGGUGAAUUCACCAUUGAUGAACACACCGGGAGAAUUUAUGCUCAGCGUCGCCUCGACCGCGAGGAGCGACCUGCCUGGAGAUUUCUCGUCCUCGCCACAGACGAGGCAGGAUUAGGACUUACCGGAUUCGCUGAUGUGCUGUUAGAAGUUAGAGACAUAAAUGACAACGCCCCCUUCUUUCCGUGCCCGGCUUUUGAAGUAGAUGGAUGUUUUGUUGGCCAGGUUCCUGAAAACUCACCUGCUGACACCUCCAUUAUGGAGAUGCGUGCCAUGGACUUGGAUGACCCCAAUGAAGGCAGGAAUGCCGUGCUCACCUACAGCAUCAUCAAGAACAUUCGCAAUGAGAUCAACCUCAACCUUUUUUCCAUAAACGCCACUACGGGGACCAUCUACACUGUUCUACGUUCUCUGGACCGGGAGACAGAGGACAAGUAUCUGGUAGUGGUGGAGGCACGUGAUGGAGGAGGGUUGUCAGGAACAGGGACAGCCACCGUUAUGAUUUCAGAUGUAAAUGAUCACCCACCCAUUUUUACACAGAGGUCCUACACUGCUCUGGUAACCGAGGACCUUGAAGUUAACAGCGAAGUUCUUGUGGUUUCUGCAACUGAUGGAGAUGAGGGCGAGAAUGCCGUGGUUACCUUCAGCAUCGUUGGUGGAGACGAAGACAGAAAGUUCUUUGUGGAGACGGACAAAUUAAAUCGGCGUGGCGUCAUAAAACUUAAGAAGGGGGUUGACUUUGAAAAGCUUCAUGAGAGGACUUUCAAUCUGACCCUUAAGGCUGAAGACGCAGAUUUUUUCAGCUUGGCCUACUGUCUGGUUCAGGUCGAAGACUCCAACGAUCAUGCUCCUGUCUUCUUUCCACAGUUCUAUGAGUCUCCUGCUAUGUCUGAGGAUGUCCCUGUUGGGACAAUUGUCACUCAGGUUACAGCAUCAGACCUGGAUUCAGGGCAAAAUGCCCACUUUUCUUACAGUAUUUCCAAAGAGUCUGACCCUUAUAACCAGUUCCUCGUGGACCAGUCAGGCUGGGUGGUAGUGGCUCAUCCUUUAGACAGAGAAAAGAUUGCCCAGCACAGGAUCAUGGUUCUUGCGACAGAUGCUGGUACUCCACCCUUGACUGGCACAGCGAUCGUCAUGGUAACUGUACUGGAUGUUAAUGACAACGGACCUGAGUUUGAGGCUCCCUACAAGCCUGUUGUUUGGGAGAACACGGCUGCUCCCCAGGUGGUCCGAAUGAAUGAAACCUCCCUGCUACUUCAUGCCACUGACCGUGACACAUCCACCAAUGGUGGCCCGUUCUCCAUACGUCUCCUCAUGCUCACUUCAGAUGCCACCAACUUUAAUUUGACUGACUUUAGGAACGGAAGUGCAGUCAUCACGGCCCUCCGCACCUUCGAUCGUGAGCGCCAAAAGGAGUACCGCCUUCCAAUUCUCAUGAUUGAUGGUGGCUUUCCACCAAUGAGUUCAACCAACACACUGACAGUUGUCAUCGGUGAUAGGAAUGACCAUCCACAUUCACCUGGACACACACACUUCAUUGUCUACAGCUAUGAAGGUAUCCUCCCGACGACGGUGCUCGGACACAUUCAGUCCCCUGACCUUGACGACUGGAGCGAGAAAGUGUACCGGUUUGAAGGCAAAUCAACCAGGUUUUUCAGUUUGAACCAGAGCUCGGGUCAGCUGCUUAUCAGGGAGGGGACUCCCCCAGGCUCGUAUCACCUGCAGGUGCGCGUGUCAGACCGCACCUGGCCUGACGUCAUUUCUACCGCCCAGGUAGACGUGACGGAGCUGCAUCGGAGUGCCUUGCAACAAGCCGCGUCCAUUCGUCUGACUAAUCUGACAGUGGGGGACUUUUUCAGAAGAGGUAGCGGCGGCGAGGAGAGUCGGUUUUCUCGUCUGAGUCGAACAUUGGCUGAAGUCCUUCAGACGCUGCCAGAGAAUGUUCAGAUCUUCUCUGUAGGCGAUGCCGGCCUGAAGAUCAAUAAAGCGCUUAAUGUUUGGUUUGCCGCGCACGGCUCUCCGUACUACAAGGCAGAGAGACUGCACGGCUAUGUGGCUGCAAACAAAGAUAAGCUAGAGGCCAUGUUGGGUGUGUCCAUCUCUCAGGUGGGCGUAGACGACUGUCCAAACACAGACUGCAGUCAAUAUGGAGGCUGCAGCAGUCAGGUGUCAUUCAGCCAGGUUCCAGUGGCUCUCAGCUCUGGAAACACCUCUCUGGUGUCGCUGUUGGCCUCUCUGUCGAGGCAAUGUGGCUGCAAGGGCCGAGAGUUGAUCCACCUGCCCUGCUCCGCUCACCCCUUCAACCCUUGCCUCAAUGGGGGCACCUGCCAGGAUGGCCCGCUGGGAUACCGAUGUAAGUGUCCUCCCAUGUUUGACGGGCCCGAGUGCCAGCAGACCAAGCACAGCUUUGGUGGCCAGGGUUACGCCUGGUUCCCUCCCAUCAGGCCUUGCUUCCAGAGCCACAUCUCCUUAGAGUUCCUGGCCGAGUCGUCCAACGGGCUGCUCCUCUACAACGGGCCGCUCGGCCUCGUCCACUCUGGAGAGCUGGAGGACUUCAUCGCUGUGGAGUUGAGAAAUGGGGUUCCAGUUCUGAGUGUAAACCAUGGAUCUGGAACACUGACCCUCCAGCUCCCACCUAAAGCCACCAUCAAUGACCGACGCUGGCAUCGCCUUGAUAUCAUCAGCGAUGGAAAAAUUGUCCAGCUGAUCCUGGACCAGUGUGCAGGGGUGGCACUGAAUGAGCUGGAAGGUGCUGGAGCAGAUGCCAGAGAGAUCGAUGAAUCUGGCUGCAGAGCUGCAGGAGAGACACCUGGGAACCAGAGGUAUCUAAAUGUAUUCCAGCCUCUUCAGCUGGGCGGAGCGAAGGAAAUGACUCCUUACCGACGGUACCGAAGUUUCACCGGAUGCAUCCGGAACCUCAUUGUUGACAGUCAGGUUUACGAUCUGGCGUCUCCAGGUGAGAGCGUGGACAGCAUGCCAGGUUGCAGGUUAACAGAUGGAGUGUGUGUGACGAUGGCCGGCCCUUCGUGUGGCGUUCACGGCUCCUGCCUCGCCGACUGGGGCUCCUUCAGCUGCGAGUGCCGUCCAGGAUUUACUGGACACAAGUGUGAUAAAGCCGUCCCGGAGUUCUCCUUCGACUCAAACAGCGCGGUUCGUUUUCAGCUCAGAGGAGGCAGCAGCUCCAGACGCACCAACAUCCAGCUGCUCCUCCGGACUAGAUCCACGUCUGGGGUCCUGCUCUCAGUAGCUUCCCGGGAUGUCAACGAGUACAUUAUCCUAGAGAUCAUUGAGGGUCACAUCUCGGCCCGUGCCAACCUGGGCGACGGCUCUCACUCCCUGCGACUCUCCGGUCACCGAGUGGACGUCGGGCAGUGGGUCCUGGUCAGCCUCAGUCGCCAUGACAACAUGUUCACCCUACGACUGGAGCAGGGAGGCGGCUCGCGGGAGGUGCAGGCUCAGCUGGGGAGCCGCAGGGAGCUGGUGGUUCAUCCAGCGAGUCUGAUGGUUGGAAACCGACCAAACUCUGGAGAGGCCGACUUUCAGGGAUGUCUGCGGGACGUCCGUUUUAAUGGUCACGUCCUCCCGUUGGACGGGCAGAGUCGAGAUUUGGUGACGAUCCUGGAGAGGCGAGGAGUUACCUCCGGCUGCUCGAGUGACGCCUGUAGCAGCCAGCCGUGCCGCAGCCCGAUGCGCUGCAUCGACCUGUGGAGGAAACACCAGUGCAAGUGUCCUGGCACUCAGGUGACGGUGACAAGCGACGCCGGCCAGCACCGGUGUGUGCCGUCGCCCUGCGGACCAUCCUCUUGCCGUAACGGCGGCGUGUGCCAGGCGCUUUCACCCGACAGUUAUCAGUGUCAGUGUCAAGAGGGUUUCAGGGGUCAACGCUGUGAACUAGGACAGGUCAAAGGUCACCGGUUAACUGCCCUCAGUGCCAGCUCCAUCCUUGCCAUCAGCAUGUGUCUGCUAGUCUUCAUCGUUGUGUUAGUGGCAGUGACAGUUUGGAACCAGAAAGGAAGCCGAAACAAAUUCAGGAAACGGGGAGUUUAUCAUAUUCCUGCUGAGCACGAGAGCUGGGAGGACAUCCGAGAAAACAUCCUCAACUAUAACGAGGAAGGAGGAGGGGAGCAAGACCAGAACGGUUAUGACAUCACAGAGCUGAAGCGUCCCUUGUGCUCCAGUUUGUCCCAGUCCUCCUCCUGCACCACCGCCCCGCUCAUCAAAUCCUCACCAGGCUCCCAGGAAGAAGUUCAUCCGUCCAGCUCCUCUUGUAGCUCGGGUGCUCCCUACCUCAGCAUCCCUCAUCACCACCACCACCACCAUCAGCACCCAGUCAGCCCCAACUACAACAGCGGCGCCCCCUACGCCAACCACACCUCUCACACAGGUAGAGACACAGAGGCGAGUGACACGGGCAGCUAUGUGGACGCCCCGGCUGGGUCUCGCUCCCAUGUGGACUUCAAAAGCUACGUGGCGCGAAUCAUUUGGGAAGCAGACAAUGACAUCGAUGCGUUCCCGCCCGACGCCUACCACGUCUGGUGCAGUGAGGGCUCUGGGUCCUCAGCUGGAAGCCUCAGCUCCCUGGGGUCUGCAGUGUCCUGUAGAAAAAUCCCUCCAGGCGAGGAGGACGACGAAGAUGAUGAAGGAGGUUUUGUUUAUGACAGGUUGUCACGAUGGGGCCCAAAGUUCCAGGCUCUGAGUGAGAUGUAUGACCGGCCCCAGCUGGCCCUCACAUACGGGGACGCAAUAGCCUACAUACAGAGUAGUCAGAGCCAUGACCCACCCACUGCCAAAGCACCACUAGGGGGAGCCACAGAGCACUGAUCACCCACAAUGUGAACAAGGGUGCUGCAUUCACACCACACCUGUGCAAAUUUGACUAGAAUGUUUGUAAGCCAUAUGAAAAUCACCUGCUGGUCCUAAAAUUAUUUUAUAUGAAAAGUUCUAGGGCUGGGCGAUACAAUGAUUUAUCGUGAUAUAGACCGAUAUCGAUUGAUAUGAAGAUUAAUAUCGUGAUGGGAAUUUUCUCCACAUCGCCCGGCCCUAAAAAGUUCUAUGGGAUAAAGAACAGAGACGACGGAAAGCAAAGAAAGCUGGAGAGAGUUUGAUAAAUCAUAGUUUCUUACAUGAAUAAUUGAGAAGACUGACACAAAUACCAAUUAUCAUGUAAAUUUAAAUAUUAAUUGUAUUAAAAACGAUCAUGGUGGUGCAACAAAUGUUAAAUUAAACAUAAAAUAAACACCUCUGUUUUCAAAAGAUUGGUUACUGACUAAUAAGUCCAACAAGUUGCAUUGAGGAGUAAAUAAUAAACCAGAUUAAAGAACAUUUAAAAUAGCUAAAUGUCAAAGAUGCUCAUCUAGGUCAGUUUUUUACGUGAAGUCUUACUUCUAAAGCUCUUUUAAUCAGACAUGUGAAUGCAGCAGCUCGUCUCUCACAUGCUCACAAUAAUUCAAAGACUUUCAGGGUCGGAGGAUCGUCGCGUUGUCCUCUUGUUUCUGUUUGUUGGAGACAGGUCGGUUUUCGGAAACUGAAAGAGGAAAAAAAGCACAAAGAACUUGUUUCUGGUUCAUUUAACAUCUUUACAAAGUAAUAUGCCACCCAAGAUUAUUUCUUCUUUUAUUUCUUUCCUUUAAAAGCAGCUCUUUGUGCUGAAGCUAUUCAAUUUUUUAGCAGUUUGUGGGCUCCGCUCGUGCAAAAACGAACUUUCGAGGUCGAAAGAUUAUGUUUUUCAGCAGAAAACGUUCCAUUAAAUUAUGUGAAAGCAUUCAGGGUGAGUGGAGCUUUGGUGUGGAAGAAUUAUUCUGGUGUGCUUGAAAUCUCAGACAGCAUUAGGGCCUUGAAGAAGACUCAAAGUUCUCCUUAAAGAACAUUUUUAUCAAAGUUUGGGGGGGGGUUUUCUACGCAGACGGUUUGAAUUUCAUCUCAUCUUUGCAGCUCAAUUAGAAAAUCAACCCCCUCCACUGAAAAAUCCUCCCAAGUACAGCACUUUAUUUUGCAGUUUUCUUUCCUCACUAAAUAAAUGUUCAGUUCUGUGCAGUCAAAAUGUUUUAGGUUAACGUUUAAUACCUAAAGACCAGCUUUUAAUUCCUAUUUGUAUCUUUCUAUUGCACUACAAAACGAUCCUUUAUUCUGGAUGCAAGACCCGAUUUAGAAAACAAAAUCCUUUGUGAGCUCAUUGGGUGGAAUGCUGUUUUCACCUCAGCUUUUCAAAAUAAGAGAUUAUUUUUCUACGUGCUGUUAACAUGAUGUUUGUGUCACUGACUGUUUCUAUUUUGUUUUUACCAAUAUGUUCAUCUGUUACCUGUAUUUUAAUUUGUUAAAGGCUGCUGGAAAAUGAACAGAAGCACCUCCACAUAGGUGUGAGAUUUUACAGCUUUCAGUUGAACUUGAUGCACGUUUAGCAGCCAGACGGCAGCAUUUUCUUUUGUAAAGAUUUAUAUUUCUUUAGUGGGACCAAUUUUUUUUUUAUUUAAAUAUUUCACUUUUUAACAGAAGCAGGUCUAUUUGUCCAAGCUUACUGACUCACCUUUCCUCCUAUAAUUAUGGUACACGUACUCAAAAAACAACAACAAAUUCCCAAACAUGAAUAAUAUAUGGUAUUUCAAUUGUUUACAAGACUGAAUAUUUUCUUUUAUUUUCUAAAUGUAAAGGUUACAUUCAGAUUCAAAGCGGUAAUUCCGUACUGAACAAAAGCAGAAUGCUGUGCGACAUCCAUCCAAUCAAGAAGCUUCACAAAGAUCAUGUGACAUUUCCUCAGGAAAUAGAUGGUUGAAAAAGCAACAAGCUGCAUUUAAAUAAGUUUUAAAGCUAGAGUCCAUAGAGUGACGUCAUCAGGAGGAGAUUUUGAAUUCGGAAUGGCUGUAAGUUCCACCCCUGUAGCUCCUCCCUUUCUGGGAGGAGCUGAAAGCCACGUCUUUUACCGUGCACAAAACGCAAGUAGCCUUGUAGCGCUAGCUGAAAAGUAACAAUUUCAGUAUGUCCCUGCUCAGACACCUGAUUCUAAAUGCUGAAUUAUCUCCUCAGCUUUUCUCAGGUUCUGCUGAUUACUCGUUUUAAUCAAAUCUGCAGCGUUCAAGCAGGGACACAUCUACAACAAGCAGGAAUCUGACACUCGUGGUGCUAGCACACCCCUGCUAAUCACAGACGCCAUCUUGGAUGGGUCCCCAUUUCUACGGUGGAAGGUGUUUACCCAAAUAAAAACAUUUUAUUAGACAGCUAUGUGGUGUGGCAUGAUGAUUAAAAUAUAAAGAUAUUUGAAAGAAAUAAUUUAAAAUAUAAAAUCUCAACAGGUAGGCUAGAAAAGUCAAUAGUAAUCCCACAUGAUCUGUUUUCAAUAAUGCGCCUGUUGUUGCAACCAUAGGCUGGGUUCGCAGCCCCACCCUCAGCGCCUCCUCUCUUCCCUUUUAUAGAAUUGUCUGGGCUGGACGGAACCUGUGACACGGUCAAAAUGGCGGUGGUGGCCACCUCCCAUUAUGGACAAAAAAUGCGUUAUUGGAGCCUAUGGAAUCCGUUUGUCCAGUAUGUACAGUCUAUGGUUCGGAGAGUGAGAAACCCACCUAAUAUGGCGACGAUGGUGUUAUACCCUCCAACUUACUCCUCCAACGAGUAGAUGAUGAUCAUGCCCAAUGGUGCGUCUACAUAUUCAUGUCUAUGCUGCUAACGCUACUACAUGCUAAAGCAAUAGUCUGACCUAAAGUUGAACGCUACAUUAAUUAUUUAGCUCAAACACACAAAAGAUAAAUCCAUUUUUGUUCCCUUCCAACAGUUAGCUUGAGGUUUACAGACUGACAGUAAUUCAAUUUAGGUUGAGUUAGCGUUGAAGCUAGCUUGGUGUGCUAAGCUGACUGAACUGCCUGUGUCUCCCCGUAGUGCAUUUUGGGAAUAGGGAGUAUUGUUUUUGCCCGACAGCUCCUCUUGAGCCUCUGUAAAUUCAGUGGUCAACUCUCUAGACUUUAAAUAGCAGAACAGGGUCAGAUAGUCAGAUGUAAACAUCUUUGACGUUACUUUAAACAUUUUACACCAGCUACGUAACCCAGCUUUAAGGAUCUAAAUGCAUUUGAGAUACUUUAAUCUUGUUUCUAGACAUUGACUCAAAAAACUACUUUAGUUCAUUUAAAAACAUAAAAAGCAACCAUUUUAAUUAUUUUAACUCAUAAAGUGUGUCUAUGCACGCUGACAGAGCCUGAUCACAGUAAAAUUGUUCUGUUUUUUUCCCACUACCUGCCUGUCGGUAUUCGUGUUAAACAAGACACCUGGUGGUCUCCUAACAGCUUUUUCAUGACUCAGCUUCUGUAAAUUACUUGUUUAAUCAAGGCAGUAGCCAUUUGUUUUAGCUGCAUUAAAGCAGGCUGCUUUAUGGGACAGUAAAUAUCCAAGCGUCUCCCUGAAGGUGAGAUAAAGAAUAAGACGAGUAAGUUGGAUCAGUGACCGCAACAAAGCAGCCGUUCUUUUUCUUCUUAUUUAUAUUUUUUAUAUAUAUAUAUUAAAAUGAGGGACAGUGGUUUAUUUCUUCUUUUGUUUCCCCGUAUGCCUUUCAGCCAAGCAUAAUUUUUUGUCACUCUGCCUGAUGAAUGUAGAUUUAUAUGGAGAGGCCUAGAAGACAACAGGUAUCUGAAAAAGCAAAAGUACAAUCAUAUUAAAAGAAAAACUCCUAAUAACAGCUUUUAAUGACAAGUCAAUCAUCAUUAAAUUGGUAAUGCAGACUGCAUUCCAGUUCUUUCCCAGACACACAUACAGAGCAUUAACUUCAGUUGAAAUCAGUCUAAUGUUUUUCUUUUAGAUGAAUGAACAGAUUUUUAUUUUCUUCUGGUGCCUGAAGAAAAAACAAAUCCUGUAUUGAGCCCUGAAAGAACUGCGCUCACAGCUAUGCAUCCACGCAGAAUAAUACAGGUGUCCUUUUCUAAACUGAUGUGAAGCAGAUGUUGCGUGACUUCUGGCCUGCACAGCGUAUUCGGUGACAUCUGGUGUAAAUCCAGUGCUUUUAAAGCAGCGUACAAUGAGUGUCGAUGUGUUUUUUUUUUUUGUUUUUGUUUUCAUUUAAACACAUUUGUUGUCCUGUAGGUUUUAAAGUUUCGUUUGUGCUGACGAUCUGUAAAGUAUGCUGUACAUGAAAAACAUUUUAUAGCUGCCGAUUAUGGGUAAACCCUUUUGUAUGCAACUUUUAAUUAAUAAAAAGUCUUUUCCCAGAA